AUGUCUUCAGAUUCUAGCAAGUGUAGCUAUCACGUUUUAUAUGCACCGGCUCUCCUUAUCGAUCAUUAUGAACUCAAAGCAUUCACAGAGUUAGUAUAUACCUUAACCGGUGAAAAAUUUGACAAGAUAAAGGGUCUAGGUUUUCCUAAAGCCUUUGUAAAAAUGCCAUCUUGGGUUAAGUAUAAUGAAAACCUUACAGCGACAGAAAUAUAUGAGGAGAGAUAU
Messenger RNA from Funneliformis geosporum, 225 nucleotides. Lineage: Eukaryota; Fungi; Glomeromycota; Glomeromycetes; Glomerales; Glomeraceae. The record is from the annotation of a GenBank genome assembly.